Babesia ovata is the source of this 4431-nucleotide messenger RNA. RefSeq lists its product as uncharacterized. Lineage: Eukaryota; Apicomplexa; Aconoidasida; Piroplasmida; Babesiidae. The record is from RefSeq and is a predicted model, not a curated record. Bases 1 to 4431 code for a protein of 1476 amino acids. The transcript is spliced from 2 exons.
AUGGCGUUCUUGCACGGGGUGUUGGAGAGUGUUAAGGGUGAUGAGAGUGUUACAACAUACAAUGAAUACAUUGAUUCACCUAAAAUAAAUAAUGUUAUUGACACUCUUAGCACUUCUGUAGGUAAAGGCCGUGAGGCCUUCCAGGCCGCCGUGCGUCAGGUGGAGGAGAGGACUGGAAGAGUUACAAGGCAUUUGGAGGCACUUAAACACAACAUAACCACAGACAAAUCUAAUAUAGAUAGAGAAAGUAUUAAUGAUCUUACAUACCUAGUUAGUGAGUGGAGUAAGCGUGCCAAGGUGUAUGUUACCAUGGCACAGCAGGCCGAUGAGGCCAGGGAGGAGUUGGAUCCACAACUUUCAGGUAAGUUAGAUAAACAUGUUUCAUUGGUUGUGCAGGUGACGGAGACAUUUAAAAUGGAAGCGGAGAAUGGAGAUCUUGACACGAUGUUCAAGCUGGCGGGGGAGAAAAUGGGAGAGGUGACUGGUCAGGUGGCGAGAAUAGCUGAGGAGAAAAGCAGGAGCCUUAGAAGGUAUUUGAAACAUCAUAUUGGAAAAUUGCGUACGAAAUUACACGAGUUGCGUAUUGGCAAAUUUAAAGGUCUGCAAGACUCUGUCGAUAAGGAUCUUCAAUAUGCUUUUAAUACGGUGAGCGGUGCAUUGGCUAAUCUUAAUGAUAGGUAUACAAGUGAUGUAUCUAGCCCACUUGAACGUAUUUUGGCGGAAGCGUCGGCGGUUUUGGAGGGGGUUCAACGGGACAAGAAUGCACUUAAGGAUCAAGUAAGCAGUUUGAACACGCGGAUGAGUGGACUUCUAGCAGCCGCAGCGGAUGUUAAGAGUAAGGUGCCGACGGAAUUUUCAGCGUUCAACAACAUAAUGGGUGAUUGGACUGUAUCAACUCAGAUUUGGCCGCUCACUCAAGCAAUAAAAAUGAACGUCGGGAAUUAUUUGGAGAGUUUGAAGAGUGAUCUGGCGCAAGCUGUGAGUGUGGCAAUAGAAAGUAAUCCAGUUGGGGGCAAUUAUCCCGGUCUUAAAGCUUUGCAAGGUACUGAUUUGUGGAAGGUGCAAGAGGUAUCGAGGUGGAUUGAUGGUCCAAUGAGAGAUCCAAGUCCAACUGGACCUGGUGCGAAAUUAGAAAGGGUUCUGAAUAAUCUUCACGGCGCCAAGAGAGAAUGGAGUAGCAUAAGAUCAAACAUAUCCUUCAACAUCUUCAACGGCAUCAAAGAGGAAUUCGGCAAGAAGGCCACCAACGCCGAAGUGGAAGAAAAACUCUUCAACCUCCUCAAAGCCACGGCGGACGAAGCCAUAAAUAAGCUGCAGGCAGCGGUGACAAAGAUCGUCGGUGAUCAAAGGAAUACAAAAGAUACGCUCGAUGGAAUUAAAAAAGCGCUUACAGCGCUUCAAUCUAAAGAGGAAUCCGGCGUAACCACAGCCGCCGACGGCGGCCAGUCUCCACUUGAGAAGAAAGCCUUCGACCUUCACAAAAUGAUCGAAAGCUUUUUGACCGAUAAGGUUGGAAAAAAUAUAGACGACCAUCAUCCCAAAGAAGGCACUGUAUACAAGGAUUUACUGAAACUUAAAAAGGAUGUCAACGAUCUUGGGGAGAAAGUCAAGGAAAUUAAGAAUAAAAUCACACCUGUCAGUGAGGAUCUUGAAAUGUGCAUUUUAGACGCCAACGCAGUGCUUACAAAUGCGCCAAUGGAGACAAACAAAAUCAUUAAUCAGCUACGUGAUGAAGUCAAUUCGUACAUCGGAUCAGAGUUCCGAGAAAUGAAAGCCAAAGCCAAGUCCCUCUACACCGCCCGCAAGACACAGGAAGUCACAGCCCUGCAGAAGAUCGUGGAGAAGGAGUUUAAUGAUAUUAAAAUUAUAAUCAACAACGACAAGAUUCUCGGCCUUAAGAAUCUUCUAACUAAUCUUAAAAAGAAAUUUGUUGAUACACUGCAUCCUUUUGCUCAGACCCUAUCUACAUCUCAAGCCCCGGCAGAGCAGAAAAAGCUUGCCGACCUGGCGCAAAAAGUCAGCGCGUGCUUCCAGACAUUUUUAGCAGAAAUGCAACAACAAGGCGACAUUAUUCUCCUGAGACCGUAUUUACAUCAAUUGUCAAAUGCUAUCAACACAUUACUCAAUCCACUUACUCACUACAAUCAUAGGUUUAGUGUAGAUUUAGAGAGUCUCAAAACGGCUCUUGCCGACAUACAUAUGUCCUUAUAUUACGGCAACACAAAAAUGAUAUCAACGGUUCUAAAACACGCACUUAACGAAUUUGCUGCCGAGUUGGAUAAGGCCUACAUUAGUAGGUACACCGAGGAGACGUUUGCGGAAAAAUUAGUGAAAAACUUCAAGACUGUUGUUACCCCGCAGAACUCCUACGAUACGUAUGACGUAACUGAGCAGGGGACCAAACUAUCUUAUGUGUGUCUAACCAUUUUCCAAAUAAUUCACCGACACCUUAGUACGCUUCUUGAUGGGUGUGAUAAUGAAUGGAGAGCCCUGAAAACCAAUUUAACUGGCCAUAAUUCCCUUGCAACGUUCUUUGAAAGUUGCGGUUACGAGGUGUCCGAUUCUACAACUGUGCACAAUGGUGAAUUGAGAAACAAUAUGAAGGGUGAAGAGAUACUUACCAAACUCAAGACUGAAAAUAUAUUUGGAUCCAAUUUAUUAAAAGGCCCCGCAAUAGAUGUAUCCUACUACCUCAAGCUGUAUUGCAGAGUAUGUCACAUCUCCACAUUCUCCUCCAAGAAGCAUCCAUGUUCUGUAUUCGAUAUGCUUUGUUGGCUUAACGGCCUCCAGUUUAAUCGCGCAUACAGUGUAGUUCGCGACCACAUUAAAACUAUGUUCCCUAAACCUAAAAAUUAUGAAGAUAGAGAAUAUAUAGACAUUCCCCCCAAAGAUCUUACGUUCCAUGCUUAUCCUGAUGUAUUCACCGCUGCUAAUAUGCAGGCAACGAUCCGCGAUAUAUCCCGCCAGGCUCACGACGUCCUCACUACCAUUGUCGGUACCGGAGACGCGAGCACAAUGUAUGCCUGUGAGUACUCCAACAAUACACUUAAUUUCUCGUAUCCCAGUGAUUCCGCCACUUGCUUCGACAUGCUCAUUAGCAUCUUCCGUAAGAUAUUACCAACUCUAAGAUUUUUAGAGCAGAUGUGCCAUCUCAAAACCGAAUAUUACGGUUGGUCGCGGUGUGCAUAUGGAAAUGGCGUUCAGACAUCGUGUUCGCAGUGCGGUCAACACUCCACUGUUCAUCCAUCUCCUAGUCACGAAUGCUCUGUUACUUCACCACUGCACUUGUAUCUCACUGAUGGUCUAAGAGGCAUGUUGCCUCACGAACUAACCAAUGUUGGAUGUAAAUCAGUAUGUUCCUCCUGUCCCAAAUCCGCACCCGGAAUGCCCUGUCUUACGCCUCUCGGCUUCACAUCUUUCUCCGGAAGCAAGCGCACAGGCAGCGACCUAUGCAAAGUGCUAACCAAAUUCCUAAGUAACGACUAUGUUAAAUGCCUCUUCACGCUGUCCCCCAAAGCGCCAAGUACGUUACCAGAGCACUUAAGUUACCUGAUAAAUCACUUUGGCGGUUGGCAGCAAAAUCCACCAACGAGCAAAAAUGGUCUCCAAUUAGCUUUCGAAAAGUCUAUGAAAAAGCUGUCCAUCGAUCAAGUCAGCGAUGCAAACAAACUAGGUACUACACUUAGAAAUAUGUAUGGUUUCAAAAAUACCAAAAACGGAGUCACCAUACCUCACCCAGACGACAAUCAUACAGACUUAAUUAGUGUGUGCCUACCGCAGAACAUGACAAGUUGCGCUGGUCGAGAUUACCGCUGUGCUCCAUACCUCUCAUCACUCACCAAUGAUUCCUAUUAUUGCAUGGCCACUAAGCACGCUGACCUGUAUUUAUCAUGGGCUAUCUACUUGCCAUGGAACUUGUGGGAUCUUCUCAAACGCCUACUUGAUGCCUUUCAGAGCAUUGAUUGUAAAAGUUUCGGGUGCUCUGCCUAUUCCACCAAGCCAGGUAAACACGGUGUCGACUUCAACUGCAAGUGCAAGGCGUUGACACGUUGUCGAGGCGUACUGCCGACAUUUUACCAAUACGGUUUUACAUUCGGAAAUCCCCAAAUGUUAUUAGAUGGUGCCACCAGGAAAUUCUGCACUGAUUUCUGCACUCAAAUGCGCAAUGUCCUACAUUCCAAGUAUUUCCAGAUACUAUUUGAAGAAUGCGACAAUUUCCUAUGCACUAUCAGAUGGCCAUUUAUGCUAACGUUAUUAGCCCUCUGGUCGCUGUCGCUCCUGUACCUGCUGCACAUCGCCGUCGUCCGCCUCGACGUCCUGAGGAUACGCUCACACCUGAGAUCACCCUCAAGCCACCGCAUCGCCGCGCAGUCCCUCCUCGCCGCCGUACGCGUCAAGGCACUCGCCAACGUCAAGUACUUCUCACCAUAA